GCAGGGCCAGGGAGGGCGCGGGCGGCUGGGGAGGGCGCGGGCGGCGGCCCGGCAGCCCCCUCCGUACCACCAUCCGGGCGUGCCUCGCCGGAGCUGCGCUGCUGCGUGAGUUUUUCAGAUCAUCACCUCCCCUUCUGCUUGUGGUUAAGAACUUGAAGAUGGCCUUGCUGCUGGCAGUGUGGAAGGAGGGCUCACACACACACAGUUAGUUACCAGAUGCCAAAAGUCCGAAGACAAGUGUUCCAUCCUUGGUCCUUUGGUUCCAUCUGUGUCGUAAUGGACUUUAAUGGCGUUGGUCUCUUCCUUGCUUAGAAUGAGGCACUUUUUGUCGUUUGUGGAAACUUGCCUGUAAUUCAUCUUCCUCCCUGCAGUAUUGAGAGUUAUACCAAAUUGAAAAGAUAUGAAUGAAUAUCCUAAAAAAAGAAAAAGGAAGACUUUACACCCUUCUCGCUAUUCAGAUUCUUCUGGAAUAAGCAGAAUUGCAGAUGGAGUCAGUGGAAUUUUUUCUGAUCAUUGUUACAGUGUCUGCUCUAUGAGACAGCCAGACUUAAAAUAUUAUGACAACAGAGAUGAUGACUCUGAUCCUGAAACAGCAAAUGACUUGCCCAAAUGUACAGAUGGAGCCAAGGCCAGAAGCAGGAAUCAGAGCCACCUGGUUCCCAGCCCUGUGCUUAGGAUUCUAGACCACACUGUCUUUUCCACAGAAAAGUCGGCUGAUGUUGAGAUCUGUGAUGAAGAGUGUGCCUCACCUGAAUCAGUGCAUCAGCAAACUCAAGAGGAGAGCCCUAUAGAGGUUCACACCUCAGAGGAUGUCCCGAUUGCUGUGGAGGUUCAUGCCAUUUCUGAAGACUAUGAUAUAGAGGCAGAGAACAAUUCCUCUGAGAGCCUCCAAGACCAGACUGAUGAAGAACCACCAGCUAAACUCUGUAAAAUCCUUGACAAGAGCCAAGCUUUGAAUGUGACUGCCCAACAGAAGUGGCCUCUGCUGAGAGCCAACAGCAGUGGCCUCUACAAGUGUGAGCUUUGUGAAUUCAACAGUAAGUAUUUUUCUGACCUAAAGCAGCACGUGAUCCUGAAGCACAAGCGCACGGACUCGUCCGUGUGCCGGGUGUGUAAGGAGAGCUUCUCCUCCAACCUGCUCCUCAUCGAGCACACCAAGCUCCACGAGGAAGACCCCUACAUCUGUAAGUACUGCGACUACAAGACCGUGAUCUUCGAGAACCUCAGCCAGCACAUCGCGGACACCCACUUCAGCGACCACCUUUACUGGUGCGAGCAGUGCGACGUGCAGUUCUCCUCCAGCAGUGAGCUCUACCUGCACUUCCAGGAGCACAGCCGCGACGAGCAGUACCUGUGCCAGUUCUGUGAGCAUGAGACAGGCGAUCCUGAGGACUUGCACAGCCAUGUCGUCAAUGAGCAUGCGCGCAGACUGAUAGAGCUGAGUGACAAAUGUGGCAAUGGUGGCCAUGGGCAGUGCAGCCUUUUAAGCAAGAUCACCUUUGACAAAUGCAAAAAUUUCUUCGUGUGUCAAGUAUGUGGCUUUCGGAGCAGACUUCACACAAAUGUCAACAGACACGUGGCUAUCGAGCAUACUAAAAUAUUCCCUCAUGUUUGUGAUGACUGUGGGAAGGGCUUUUCUAGCAUGUUGGAAUAUUGCAAGCAUCUAAAUUCACAUCUGUCUGAAGGGAUUUAUUUAUGCCAAUAUUGUGAAUAUUCAACAGGACAAAUUGAAGAUCUUAAAAUUCAUCUAGAUUUCAAACAUUCAGCUGACUUGCCUCAUAAAUGUAGUGACUGCUUGAUGAGGUUUGGGAGCGAAAGGGAAUUAAUCAGUCACCUUCCAGUCCACGAGACUACCUGACUGUUUCGUUACAUAAUGUUUAUGUAAAAUAAUAAACGCUUUUUUUAAUGUUAAAA
This is a messenger RNA of Apodemus sylvaticus (European woodmouse), 1914 nucleotides long. It is a transcript of the gene Znf639, whose product is annotated as zinc finger protein 639. The coding region runs from base 401 to 1858 and encodes 485 amino acids. The record is from RefSeq and is a predicted model, not a curated record. Gene Ontology annotation, cellular component: nucleus. Gene Ontology annotation, molecular function: DNA-binding transcription factor activity, RNA polymerase II-specific; RNA polymerase II transcription regulatory region sequence-specific DNA binding. Lineage: Eukaryota; Metazoa; Chordata; Mammalia; Rodentia; Muridae. Gene Ontology annotation, biological process: regulation of transcription by RNA polymerase II. The transcript is spliced from 7 exons.